Camarhynchus parvulus is the source of this 1107-nucleotide messenger RNA. RefSeq names its product delta(14)-sterol reductase TM7SF2-like. The transcript is spliced from 9 exons. Bases 83 to 1045 code for a protein of 320 amino acids. Gene Ontology annotation, biological process: sterol biosynthetic process. The record is from RefSeq and is a predicted model, not a curated record. Gene Ontology annotation, cellular component: endoplasmic reticulum membrane; nuclear inner membrane. NCBI's taxonomy places the organism in Eukaryota, Metazoa, Chordata, Aves, Passeriformes, Thraupidae. Gene Ontology annotation, molecular function: oxidoreductase activity, acting on the CH-CH group of donors, NAD or NADP as acceptor.
GCUGGGGGCCCCUCCCCCCGCCCUGGCCGUGCCCACCCCCCCCGCGCUCGCGCUGGUGCUGGCCUGGGUGGGGGCGCUCGGAAUGGGGGGCUGGAGACCCCCGAGGAGCCCCGGUGACCCCCCAGGACCCCUCCGGGACCUCGGCUGGCUGCUGUUGCUGGGGGGGGCCCUGGGGGGGUCCCUGGCCCUGGGGGUCCCCCUGCCCCCCCUGUGCCCCCUCCUCCCCCCGCUGGCCGCGGCCGCCUCCAGCGUCGCCUUCGGCCUCGCCCUCCUCAUCCUCGCGCGGCGGCGGCUGCGGGCGGGGGGCACCGGACACCCCGUGUAUGAAUUCUUCGUGGGGGGAGGAGCGGGGACCCCCCUGGAGCCCCCCGAGAAUCUGAACUGGGAGCGGGUCGGGCUCUGCGCCUGGUUCCUGGUGCUCUCCGCGGCCCUGGGGGAGCAGCAGCGCCUUUGGGGCUCCCCCUCGCUGCCGCUGGCGCUCGUGGCGGCCGCGCAGGGGGGGGCGGUGCUGCGGCGGCUCAGGGAGCUGAGCGCGAGUCCUGCCCCCGGCCCCGGGGGGUUCCUGGGGCUCUUUGGGGGUCUCGCCUGGGGCCCUUUCGGGGGUCCCCUCCCAGCGCUGCUGCUGCUGAGGAGACCCCAGCAGGGGCUGGGGGGCGCCGCGGGGGCGGCCUGUGGGGGGCUCUACGCCCUCGGCUUGUGGAUCUUCCACGGCGCCACCACCCAGAGGAGCCUCUUCAACCGCGACCCUCGAGACCCCCGGGUGGCCGGUCUCCCCACGGUCCCCACGGCCACGGGGCAGCUGCUGCUGGCCGGGGGCUGGUGGGGGCUCGUGCGACGCCCCGAUGACCUCGGGGAGCUGCUGAUGGCCUUGGGCUGGACCCUGCCCUGCGGUCUGUCCCCGCCGCUGUUGCUGCUCUUGGCGGGGGCUGCGCUCCGGGAGCUCCGGGCUCUGGAAGGGGAGCGGCGGCAGCGGCGCCGGUUUGGGGGGGCCUGGGGGGGCCUGUGCCGGCGCGUGCCGCACCGCCUGCUGCCCCUGCUCUACUGAGGGCCCCCCGAGACCCCCCCGGGAUCGCCCACCCAAGGCCCCCCAACUCUCAUGUGGUUGUU